This is a messenger RNA of Medicago truncatula (barrel medic), 2222 nucleotides long. Its product is annotated as aldehyde oxidase GLOX. Bases 328 to 2028 code for a protein of 566 amino acids. Lineage: Eukaryota; Viridiplantae; Streptophyta; Magnoliopsida; Fabales; Fabaceae. The transcript has a single exon. The record is from RefSeq and is a predicted model, not a curated record.
UUGAGGAACUUUUGAGCAAACAUGAGGGGUCUAUAGUGCAACUAUGAAUAUUGUUUUGCAAACUGAGUGCAUUCUUGCAUGAGCCCGACUGAAUUGGAUCUCACAGCACAGAAAUUUCAAAUAUUAUUAUAUGAUCUCACAACAAGAUUACCAUGAAUAUUUUAAUAGCACAUUUUAUGAUGAGGCUAGCUGGCUGAACUGAAGUUUUGCCAAAUUGAUUGCACCCUUUCAAGUGCAUGACUACUAUUAACUCGGUUCCAAGUAAAAAUGUUGUCCUACAAAAGGACCCUCCUAUUUGGAAUCUUACAACCAUCCAAGUAGUAAAACAUGUUCAUAGUGAAAAACAUGAUCCUGUCAUACACUAAAAUCAUGAUUAUUAUCCUAUUCUUCUUGGUUUGUGUUGGACUAAGCAAUGGUGCCAAUCAAAAAAUACCCUUCCAAGGUAGAGAAGGACAAUGGCAACUGCUUCUCAACAACACAGGCGUAGUUGGCAUGCAUAUGGCCUUAACCUACAAAAAUACUGUCAUCAUGUUUGAUCAAACUGGUGCAGGACAAUCUCGUUACAAACUUCGCAAACGCUUCAACAACGGCACCAGGUGUACAACAAACCAGCAUGAUUUAACCGAUUCAACUUGUUAUGCUCAUUCAGUAGAGUAUGAUAUCAGUGCCAAUAGAAUAAGACCUUUGAGACUUGACACUGAUCCUUGGUGUUCCUCUGGCUCUUUCCUAAGCAAUGGAACACUUCUACAAACAGGAGGUUAUCAUCAAGGUGCCAAAAGGGUUAGAUUCUAUAGACCUUGUGGGAAUAAUCACCAGUGUGAUUGGAUACAAUCAAGGAAAUCUUUAUCUGAUGAAAGGUGGUAUGCUUCUAGUCAGAUUCUACCAGAACAUGACAGAGUUGUUCUUGUUGGUGGAAGAGGAGUUUUCACAUAUGAAUUUGUUCCAAAACAUAGUCCUAAUGAAAAAGCUUUUGAUCUUCCGUUUCUGCACCAAACCAAUGACAGAAACUCUGAAGGGAACAACCUUUAUCCAUUCACUCACCUUUCAUCAGAUGGAAACUUGUUCAUUUUCGCCAACCGCGAUUCCAUCUUACUCAACUUGAGACGCAACAAAGUAAUCAAGACAUUCCCUCGGAUUCCAGGAAAUGGGUCAAGAAACUACCCGAGCUCCGGCUCAUCAGUGUUACUCCCAUUAGACCAUAAAGACAAGUUUCAGAAAGUUGAAGUUAUGGUAUGUGGAGGUUCAGCUACAGGAGCACUCAGAGCUGCUAGAAGUCAAAGAUUCGUUGAAGGUUUAAGAUCUUGUGGGAGAAUGGUGAUCACUGGGAAUAAGCACAGUUGGGAAAUGGAUUACAUGCCGAAACCGCGUUUCUUACAUGACAUGUUGAUUCUACCUACAGGGAACAUCUUGAUUAUAAAUGGUGCUAAACAUGGUUGUGCAGGAUAUGACAAUGCUAGAAAUGCUUCACGUGAGCCUUAUCUUUAUAGUCCAAAUAAAAGACUAGGGAAAAGGUUCAGUGUCCUUAAGAGAACAAUGAUAGCAAGAAUGUAUCAUUCAUCGGCAACUCUUCUUCCUGAUGGGAGAGUAUUAGUUGCUGGUGGUAACCCACAUGGGAGAUACACCUUUAACAAUGUGGCAUAUCCAACUGAAUUGAGACUUCAAGCAUUUGUUCCACAUUACAUGGAAAAAAGGUAUCAUGCUUGGAGGCCAAGUAACUUGACCAUAGAAAAUCAUGCAAUUGGGUAUGGCAAAGAGUUUAGGGUGAGGUUUUUGUUGGGGAGGAGGCCAAGUGAUGAAGUGAAGUUUAGCGUUUAUUCGCCACCGUUUACUACUCAUUCUUUUUCAAUGAAUCAGAGGAUGUUGAACCUGAGAUGCAAGAGAAUGGUGAGAAGUAGUGAGGGAUGGGUGAAUGCAGUAUUGGAAGCUCCACCAUCAUCUGUUGUUGCUCCUUCUGGUUAUUACUUGUUCACAGUUGUGAAUGGAGGUAUUCCAAGCAUGUCUCAGUGGAUUCAGUUUGCACAUGCCUAGGCUUUCUUUAUAUGAAAAAAUAUAUCAAAAGUAAUGAAAGAAAGCUAUAUAGUUAUAGUCAUAGUUGAUACUAGUUAAUUAUAUGCAUUUCCAUUUGGCUUUGAAAUUAGUAUAUCUGAUAAAAAAAUUAUAAGAGUGGGGUAUGCUGUAGUGGUUUUCACAUAUACAAAAUGAAAUUGUUUGAUAAGCUUAUA